AGUGCUAUCUGCAGGCUGGCCAGCUUCCUCUGCGCUCCGGAAAGCUGCGGCCCAGCGCGGACUAGUGAGGACCUCCACAGCUCCUGACAUUGCCAGGAGUCCUGUCGGCGUUUUCUCCCAGCCUCCGCCAUGCCGGCGGUGCUGGGUUUUGAAGGCAGCGCCAAUAAGAUUGGCGUGGGCGUGGUGCGGGAUGGCAAGGUGCUGGCGAACCCGCGGCGGACUUACGUCACGCCUCCUGGCACAGGAUUCCUUCCAGGUGAUACAGCCAGGCAUCACCGAGCUGUUAUCCUAGACCUGCUGCAGGAGGCACUAACAGAGUCUGGAUUAACCUCCCAGGAUAUCGACUGCAUUGCAUACACCAAGGGCCCUGGCAUGGGUGCCCCACUGGUUUCUGUGGCUGUUGUGGCCCGUACUGUGGCCCAACUGUGGAAUAAGCCAUUGGUGGGUGUGAACCACUGUAUAGGCCACAUUGAGAUGGGCCGCCUCAUCACUGGAGCCACCAGCCCAACCGUGUUGUAUGUGAGUGGAGGAAAUACGCAGGUGAUUGCAUACUCGGAACAUCGUUACCGUAUCUUUGGGGAAACCAUCGAUAUUGCAGUGGGUAAUUGUCUGGAUCGUUUUGCUCGAGUGCUGAAGAUUUCUAACGACCCAAGUCCAGGAUACAACAUUGAACAGAUGGCAAAGCGAGGCAAGAAGCUAGUUGAGCUGCCAUACACUGUAAAGGGGAUGGACGUCUCAUUCUCAGGGAUCCUGUCUUUCAUUGAGGAUGUAGCCCAUCGGAUGCUGGCCACAGGCGAGUGUACUCCUGAGGAUCUGUGUUUCUCCCUGCAGGAAACUGUGUUUGCAAUGCUGGUAGAGAUCACAGAGCGAGCCAUGGCACAUUGUGGCUCCCAGGAGGCCCUCAUUGUGGGAGGAGUGGGGUGUAAUGUGAGGCUACAGGAGAUGAUGGCAACAAUGUGCCAGGAACGUGGAGCCCGGCUUUUUGCUACAGAUGAGAGAUUCUGUAUUGACAAUGGAGCGAUGAUAGCCCAGGCUGGCUGGGAGAUGUUUCGGGCUGGACACAGGACCCCACUCAGUGAUUCUGGGGUUACACAGAGGUAUCGGACAGAUGAAGUAGAGGUGACCUGGAGGGACUAAUAAGAUCAACAGAAUCAGAGUAGAUAGUUCCUUAAUCGGAACCCAAAGGACCCCGUGCCUCAAUCUCUAUCCUGAUGUCAUGGGAGUCCUAGCAAAGCUAUAGACUCCAAGCAAGGCUUGGGGUCCUUUAUGGAACCCCAGGAUGACUCAGCAAUAAAAUAUUUUUGGUUUUUUGGUUUUGUAUGUUGGUGAUUGGAUUGUGUUGUUCAGGACCAAUGUAGAUUUGGUGCUGGAUAAAUUCUUGUUGGAGCUUGCUGCUGUGGAACCAAGAAUGAGGUAUCUUUUUUUUUUUUUUUAAGAAACGGAAUCUUGCUGUGUUUCCCAGGCUGGUCUCGAACUGGGCUCAAGCAGUCUUACCACCUCAGCCUCCUGAGUAAGGAUGCCAUUGUGCCUGGCAACAAUAGUAGUAUCAUAACUAUUAUUAUAGCAUCGGGUCCCGUGCUAACUGCUUUACAUUCAUUCUCUCAUUUAAAUUCUUUGAAGUAGGUGUGCAAGACUUCUCUCAAAAUAGCCUGGAGGCUCACACCUGUUAUCCCAGUGCUGUGGGAGGCCAAGUCAGGAGGAUCCCUUGAGCCCAGGAGUUUGAGCCCAGCCUGGGCAAAUAGCAAGACACCAUCUAUUUGAAAAAUGUAAAAAUUAUCUGGGCAUGGUGGCGCACAUCUGUAGUCCCAGCUCCAAGGGAGGCUGAGGCGGGAAGAUAGCUUGAGCCCAGGAGUUUGAGGUUGCAGUGAGCUGUGAUUGAGCCACUGCAUUCCAGCCUGAGUGACAGAACAAAACCUUGUCUCUUAAAAACAAACAAACAAACAGCCUGGAGAUUGGUCUAACUUGUAACUCUAAAA
This is a messenger RNA of Homo sapiens (human), 1976 nucleotides long. It is a transcript of the gene OSGEP, whose product is annotated as O-sialoglycoprotein endopeptidase. The transcript has 11 exons. Bases 130 to 1137 code for a protein of 335 amino acids. Gene Ontology annotation, molecular function: tRNA N(6)-L-threonylcarbamoyladenine synthase activity; acyltransferase activity, transferring groups other than amino-acyl groups. Lineage: Eukaryota; Metazoa; Chordata; Mammalia; Primates; Hominidae. Gene Ontology annotation, biological process: tRNA threonylcarbamoyladenosine modification. The record is from RefSeq and is marked validated. Gene Ontology annotation, cellular component: EKC/KEOPS complex; nucleus; cytoplasm.